This is a messenger RNA of Colletotrichum truncatum, 783 nucleotides long. RefSeq names its product UPF0659 protein-like protein 1. The record is from RefSeq and is a predicted model, not a curated record. Lineage: Eukaryota; Fungi; Ascomycota; Sordariomycetes; Glomerellales; Glomerellaceae.
AUGAGCAGACACGUUCUCAUCCUCGGCGGCCACGGCAAGGUCUCUCAGAACCUCACCCCGCUUCUGCUCAAGAAGUCAUGGACCGUCACCAGCGUCAUCCGCGCCCAGGAGCAGGUCCCGACCAUUGAGAAGCUCGGCGCCAACCAGUCCGGCAAGCUCAACGUUCUGGUAAGGAGCAUCGAGGACGUCAAGGACCAGUCGCAGGCUCAGGCCAUCCUCGACGAGGUGAAGCCCGACACCAUCAUUUGGAGCGCAGGUGCCGGUGGAAAGGGAAACCCAGAGAGGACCUUCCUCGUUGACCGUGACGCCGCAAUCCACUUCGUCAGGGCGUCCAUCGCGACCCCCUCCAUCAAGAAGUUCAUCCUCGUGUCCUACCUCGGCUCCCGCAAGAACAAGCCGUCGUGGUGGUCGGAGGAGGAGUGGCAGAACUCGCUCGACGGCAACAAGAAGCUGGCCAACUACUUCAAGGCCAAGGUCGCCGCCGACGAGGUCCUGUGGCAGGAGUCCCGGAAGCGCCAGGACUUCGCCGGCGUCAGCCUGCGCCCCGGCCUGCUGACGGACGAGCCCGCCGGCAAGGUCCAGUUCGGCAAGACCAGCAAGGCCAAGGGCACCUCGAGCCGUCAGAGCGUCGCCGAGAUCGCCGCGCUCAUCGCCGAGAACGAGAACUUUACGACUUCCUGGGUCGACCACCUCGACGGCGACGAGGAUCCCAAGGCGGCGGUUGACAGGGUUGCCAAGGAGAAGGUGGACGUUGCCGAGGGCGAGGACUUUUACAAGGCUUAA